AACUUUGUUUGUUGAAUGGUUUCCCUUUUUUUCUUUCAGGCUUUCCCUUCCUCUCCCAUGUUAUCUCUGGCCUGCCGAGGCUUUCAGACAAGUUCUCAGGUGCAGGAUGUGGAUUCUGCUGCUAAAUUUAUUGGUGCUGGAGCAGCUACUGUAGGUGUUGCAGGUAGUGGAGCUGGUAUUGGUACAGUGUUCGGCAGUUUAAUCAUUGGUUAUGCCAGGAAUCCUUCCCUCAAGCAACAACUUUUCUCAUAUGCUAUUCUUGGCUUUGCCUUGUCUGAAGCUAUGGGUCUUUUCUGCUUGAUGAUGGCCUUUUUAAUCCUGUUUGCCCUGUAAACUGUAGACUUGAUCCAGAAGUGGUCAAUUCCUGCCAAUAGUUUUAUUGAAUGGCUUUCUGGAUGGGCUUUUGUGUGCUUGUGCUAAUUUUAUUUUGUGAAGAAAUAACUGUGAUGGUCUGAAAUAAAGCACCUUGUGUAAACUUUU
Molecule: messenger RNA, 480 nt
Organism: Stylophora pistillata
Lineage: Eukaryota; Metazoa; Cnidaria; Anthozoa; Scleractinia; Pocilloporidae
Product: ATP synthase lipid-binding protein, mitochondrial
Biological process (GO): proton motive force-driven ATP synthesis; proton transmembrane transport
Molecular function (GO): proton transmembrane transporter activity
Source: RefSeq, a predicted model, not a curated record